AUGCCGAACGACAGAAUCUUCAUUGCCCAGUGUGGACAAAUGAACAUGAAGUUUUUGAAAUUCGACCGAAAAGACGAAGCGGAAGUUCAUUUUUUCCGAUUUGAAGGCGAAGUUUUUUCAGUUGAUCCUGUUAACCAACCGAUGAUGCUGAAGGUCUUCGAGAAGCUUCCAAACGCGGAGAAAAUCACCGUCGACGAAAUCAUCGAGGAGCAGCAGAGUCUUCCGAAAUUGAUUCAAAAAGGAGAAAUCGGAGAAAUAGAAGCUCAUUUCGAAGAAAAUCCAAAAGAAGUUGACUACGUCGCUCGUCUUGGCAAGUACCAGCAAUGCUCGUUGCUCUAUCUUGCCGUCAGUUCGAACCGCCAAGAAGUCGUCGAAUAUCUUUUGAAAAAGCGGCCGAAGACUCUGAACACAAAGAACGGAAAAGAACGGGAAACAGCUCUCCACCGCGCUGUGCGAAGUCUUCAACUCGCCACGGUUACCUCUCUUCUUGCCUCCGGCGCGAGCAUGGUGACCAAAGACAAGCACGGACUGAAGCCGGUGGAUAUUGCGAUGAGAAUGUACAAGGAAUCGAAGAGCGCGGAAGUAAAGAAAACGGCGGAAAAGAUCGUCAAGGCACUGAAAGGAAAUAGAUUCAACCGAACUGCGAGGCCUUUUAACCCGGCUGCAGCAGCGUGGGAAGAAGCAGCGAUGAAAGGAGCGGUGAACAGGAUGAUUGCGGAUUUGAGGAAAGAAGUUCGAAUAGAGAAAGAACUCGGGGAAAGUCGAAAUGACGAUAGUUUUGAAAAUCCGGGCAUGGCGAUCGUCAAAAAUAACCCGCUCAUGCUCGACAGAUAUUUGGAAACUGGCGACCCCAAUUUCGUCAACGACAGGGGCUUCUCCCUCCUUGAAAUAGCCAUGCAGUGCGCAAGAACUUCCGAACGAAAUUACUACACAGAGCUUUUGCUUGAGAAAGGCGCCAAUCCUAAUUUAACUUUUCGAUUUGGGCUGACUCCUCUGCACCGUGCGGUUCAAGAGCAAUCGCUAUUUUUAGUGAGGAUCUUGCUGAACCACGGAGCCGACCCGACGCGAGAAGACAAACAGGGCCGUAUUCCCAUCGCCAUGGUCGACAAGAUCCCAAAGCGCAUCAAGAACAACGAGACUAUCGCCAGUCUUGAAAUGAUUCUCUGCGCCGCGCAGCAGAAAAAGAACCUCGAAAACAUGCAUCACAGCCUCGAAAAUAUCCAAAUCAAAGAGCCAGAAGCAAACGCCGACGAUCUAUCGCUCAAGAAUCUGAACUUAAAACUGCCCUGA
Molecule: messenger RNA, 1290 nt
Organism: Oikopleura dioica
Lineage: Eukaryota; Metazoa; Chordata; Appendicularia; Copelata; Oikopleuridae
Source: the annotation of a GenBank genome assembly